This is a messenger RNA of Coregonus clupeaformis (lake whitefish), 1858 nucleotides long. RefSeq names its product ruvB-like 1. The record is from RefSeq and is a predicted model, not a curated record. The transcript has 11 exons. Gene Ontology annotation, biological process: chromatin remodeling; regulation of transcription by RNA polymerase II; box C/D snoRNP assembly. Gene Ontology annotation, cellular component: Swr1 complex; NuA4 histone acetyltransferase complex; Ino80 complex. Lineage: Eukaryota; Metazoa; Chordata; Actinopteri; Salmoniformes; Salmonidae. Gene Ontology annotation, molecular function: ATP binding; DNA helicase activity; ATP hydrolysis activity. Bases 167 to 1537 code for a protein of 456 amino acids.
GUACUUCCUUCAACUUCCUUGGUAACCCACAUGCACCCGUGGAAACAGACCGGCUCUGUGUGUGUUUGGAGUUAACUCACCAAUUAUAACAGAUUAAAACAUUGAAUAAAUAACAAGUAAGGGGGCAUUAUUGGUUACUUAUAGGACUUGAAUAAACAACACAGCCAUGAAAAUCGAGGAAGUGAAAAGCACCACGAAAACCCAGCGUGUCGCGUCUCACAGCCAUGUGAAAGGACUCGGGCUAGACGAGGCCGGGAAUGCAAAGCAAAAUGCGUCAGGUCUUGUGGGGCAGGAGACCGCAAGAGAGGCUUGUGGUAUUAUUGUGGAACUGAUCCGCUCAAAGAAGAUGUCAGGAAGGGCAGUUUUACUGGCUGGACCUCCCGGUACAGGAAAGACUGCCCUGGCUUUGGCUAUGGCACAGGAGCUGGGCAACAAGGUGCCAUUCUGCCCCAUGGUGGGUAGUGAGGUCUACUCUUCUGAGAUAAAGAAAACAGAGGUGCUGAUGGAGAACUUCAGGAGGGCCAUAGGGUUGCGUAUUAAGGAGACCAAGGAGGUGUAUGAGGGGGAGGUUACAGAGCUGACCCCCUGUGAGACGGAGAACCCCAUGGGUGGUUACGGGAAGACCAUCAGCCACGUCAUCAUUGGACUGAAGACAGGCAAGGGCACCAAGCAGCUCAAGCUGGAUCCCAGUAUUUAUGAGAGCCUGCAGAAGGAGCGUGUGGAGGCGGGAGAUGUCAUCUACAUUGAAUCAAACAGUGGAGCCGUCAAGAGACAAGGUCGGUGUGACACAUUUGCCACAGAGUUUGACCUGGAGGCUGAGGAGUACGUGCCGCUGCCCAAGGGGGACGUCCACAAGAAGAAAGAGAUCAUCCAAGACGUCACGCUACACGACCUGGAUAUUGCCAACGCUAGACCACAGGGAGGUCAAGAUAUCCUGUCUAUGAUGGGACAACUGAUGAAGCCCAAGAAGACCGAGAUCACAGACAAGCUGCGAGCUGAGAUCAACAAGGUGGUAAACCGUUACAUUGACCAGGGUGUGGCUGAGCUGGUCCCCGGGGUGCUGUUUGUGGACGAGGUGCACAUGCUGGACAUUGAGUGUUUCACCUAUCUGCACCGAGCCCUGGAGAGCACCAUCGCACCCAUCGUAGUGUUUGCUUCCAACAGGGGCAACUGCCUCAUCAGGGGGACAGAGGACAUCAGCUCUCCCCAUGGCAUUCCUCUGGACCUGCUGGACAGAGUCAUGAUCAUCCGCACCAUGCUCUACACACCACAGGAGAUGAAGCAGAUCAUAAAAAUCCGUGCUCAGACUGAGGGGAUCAACAUCAGUGAGGAGGCCCUCAGUCACCUGGGAGAGAUCGGAACCAAGACCACCCUCAGGUAUGCGGCGCAGCUGCUGACCCCAGCCAGUCUGUUAGGCAGAGUCCAGGGGAAGGAGGGAGUAGAGCGGGAGCAGGUGGAGGAGAUCAAUGAGCUCUUCUAUGAUGCCAAGUCUUCCGCUAAGAUCCUCCAGGACCAGCAGCACAAGUUCAUGAAAUAAAGAACUAACACCCCUUCUAAAGUUCCUCUACCCUUCUCUACAUCCCUCCAUCCACAGUUUCUACCACAGAGUUAAGCAUCUCAUGUUUGGAAAGUCAUUGCCCUGGCAGUCUUUUUCUCUCCCAGUUCUCCAUGUAAAAUUCAUCCCUCUCUUCUUUCUUUUAUGCCUUAUUUCAUCCUUUCUCUUGUUCAACAACCCCCUCAAGCUGCCCCAUCAACUGUAGUGGUUUGUACUAUUCUGAUAAAUACCUUUUUUUAAAGGUUAUUUGCUUGUUAAUCUAAUUAAUUUUUUUCAAUAAAAAGGAAAACAUGGAAAAUUUGA